Molecule: messenger RNA, 2248 nt
Organism: Pelobates cultripes (western spadefoot toad)
Lineage: Eukaryota; Metazoa; Chordata; Amphibia; Anura; Pelobatidae
Source: the annotation of a GenBank genome assembly
GAAAAGUGAUCAACAAUUGGAGCAACGUAAAACCCUGUACUCCAACACCAAUGCUUACGAAGUUGUGGGAUUCUUGGGCAGCGGAACUUUUGGGCAUGUGGUAAAAUGUGUAAAGAAAGGAACUGGUGAAAAUGUAGCCGUCAAAAUCCUUAAAAACCACCCCUGUACCAAAGCACAAGUCAGAGCCGAGAUAAACAUCCUGACUCAUCUGAAUAAAGAAAGCCCAGAAGAAUUCAAUUUUGUAAAAGCAUUUGAGUUUUUCUGUUGCAAGGAUUUUUACUGCCUUGUGUUUGAAAUGAUGGAAAUGAGCCUCUUUGAUUUCAUGGUCCAACGGAAGUAUGAUCCAUUACCUGUGAAAUACAUCCGCCCCAUCGUGCAGCAGGUGGGAACAGCGCUUGCAAAGCUGCAGAGUCUGAGAAUUAUCCAUACAGACUUAAAGCCUGCGAACAUUAUGAUGGUGGACACUUCCAGACACCCAUUCAAAGUCAAAGUCAUCGACUUUGGGAGUGUAAUCCACAUGAAUGGUGCUCAACGGUCAAGUUAUUUACAAACAAGAUUUUAUAGGUGAGAGAAAUGUAUUAGCUAUAGUUUACUUUUAUGAUGAGCUUGUCAGUACUUUAAAUUCUUUACACUGACAAAAUGAAUAUAAAGUAAAAUGUUUGUUGAAUUUGGUCAAUGGAUAUGUCACUCAUGAACUCUUUGUAGAACAUAUAACAAAAGGAUUUUGACAUACAUUAUCAUGUAUGCACAGACUGUUGUAAUAGGCUUCUUAAAGUAAUUUAAACCCAAGAGAUAUAUCAGAAUUUCAACUAAAUUCCAGAUCAGGAUCAUACCAGUAUAUGAUGUUCCAAAGUGACAUCAAGAUGGAGGUGGGCGGGUGGGUGGGCCCCAGAGGUUGUCACCAGUGAUGCAAAUUCCUCCAUUGACAAUGCCUGUAGUGGGUAAGCCUGCCCACUGAAAUGGUGUGUCACCCUGGUGUCCUUGACAGACAGACAACAGGCUGGACCCCAACAGAGAAGAUUGCUGCUGAAGUGCUCUUUGCAUGGUCGUAUUGCCCACCACACAGUGCAAGCUCAUCUAAUGAUGUGUUUAUGUUGUGCUGACUGGGGAUUGUUCCCUAGGAACACAAAUGGGAUGGCAGUAAAGAACCCUAAAGUAGGCACUAUCCUGCCACAAUUUGGACAGUUGGCAGGCCUGCACCAUAUCAGUAGUUUUUCAUUAUGAUUCUUAUUUACUAAAAACAAAUCUACUUUAAAGUAUUUGCAAAUGAUUAUAGACUGUCCAUGUCUCUCAUUAUGGUGGGGGAAAUGGUAUUGAAGAACUCAUAUGACUAAAACGAUAAAUACCGGUAAAAGAGACUGUUGCUCCGAAGCAAAACAUCUAAUAGAUUUAAGCCUAUAUUUCAGUUGAUUUAUAGCUUUAAAUGUGAACUUUUUUACUAACCCUCUUGUUCCUUCGCUAUCUCCCCAUUGUAUAACUUGCAGGUCUCCAGAAAUUAUACUGGGAUUACCAUUCCGGGAAGCAAUUGAUAUGUGGUCUUUGGGGUGCAUCAUGGCGGAACUGUUCAUAGGAUUCCCAUUAUAUCCUGGAGCAACUGAAUAUGAUCAGGUGAGUUCAAAUCUACUCAAUACCUAUGUCUAAUAUAUUAACAUCUUGGUCAGAAAUCAAGAAUGAAUUCACAUAGAAAAUAUUGCGUAGGUGUCUUAUUUCUUUAACUCAUACAAGUCAAAGUGUAAUGUAAAAUAAAAUAGUCAAUUUGGCUUGAUUUUAAAUGGGUUGGAGACAAGAUGCCAAAUAAUUAAUCCUCUGGCAAAUAAAUGGCUAAACCUUCUUUGACGCAAGUGUGUCAAGCAACACAAUGUGGAGGGAAACAGGUUAUAUUAUAUAUACAUUAUAAUCACAUUGUCGGCCUUUCUUUGUAAAGUUAAAUUGUUCAAGAUUUUUUGUACGAUGGUAGUUCACAUUCAUUUACGUAAUUUUUAAAGUAUAAUUCCACAAACGUUAUUGAUCAGUUGUGAAAAUACAGUAAAUCAGACAGAGCAGAAGCUGAUUAUACGUGCGUUACAGUUUUAAUGGAAGCUGCCAGAACUUUAAUGAAGAGUUGUGAUCUAUUGCUUCCUCUCUGCAGAUCCGCUACAUCACCGAGACCCAGGGUAUGCCACCAGAAAUUAUGCUCAACCAUGGAAUGAAGACCAAGUCUUACUUUACCAGUGAUAGUGGUUCCGUGAACUUACCAUGGAGAUUGAAG